UGUUAGCUUUACUCUCAGUUAUUAAAAGUACAAAUCUAAUCAUGUAUUGUAAAGUUAUGAUAAUACAUUUUUAAGAAGACAUAGUUUCUGCAGAGCGGCAGUAGUUUAUCAAACAUUCGCUCGUAAGUUGAGUUGGAGUAAGCCUGCCCCUACUUCCCAUCAUCCCUAUGCGUUUACACGCUCUCCCACAAGCUUACAGCUCCUCACACCAACAUAACAAAACCGGUGUGAUAAAAAUGGUGAUUAAUAUUGGAGCCACCCGUACAGUUUUAAUCUAUAUGCAAGCUCAGAUGAGGAAACCGUUGAUCUAUUAGUCUGCAAGUGGAUGAAUCAGAAUAGAGAGGAGCAACUAUGUCGCUUUUACAGGCAAUUAUUUGAACAAAGAAAUACUCAGAGACACUAUUUUAAGCUUAAUUUUCUUCAUAUUUGUCCUCAAUAAUGAGAAAAAUGCUACAAUAACAUACUAAAAACACGAUUUUCAACUGUAUGGGUCUUUAAAAACUUUCUGGUAAAGACUUUUAACGAAAGUGACGCGUCUUUCAGCUUAAAAGUCACAAACCGAAGUACACAAAAAUGUUUUUAAACUUUUCUCUUUUUGUCCUUUGCUGUUUUCUUUUUUUUGUUUGUUGCUCUCCUCCUAUAGAGUUUUUUGCCCCGGUCCCUUUACACCAAAAUCCACUCUAACACAACUAAAAAUUCAUUUUGUCUGACCUAAAUCAGAGGGUGUCUGCACCAUGGGCUUAUUACACACUGCACUUAAACUUGUGUUGUGGAGGAGGAUGGGGUAUUAUUAUCUUCCAGCUACCCACCCUGCUAUAAAAACUAGUGGUGCGACAUCUCCACAGCGCAGUGCUGCUGCCCUCCCUUCCUCUCACUCCCUCGCGCUCGUCCUACACGAGCCGCACACAACAGAGCGCUUGGCUCUGAACUCCACUUCAGCCACUCUGCUACAAAGACAGACCCAAGACUCACACUCCACUCUCCUCUGCUUUACUUCUCGCUUGUGGAUAUUCCUCCCUGGGUGUUUUUUUUUCUUUUUUAGAUUUUUUUUCUUCUUUUUCUGAAUGGGCUUUUGAGCCCGGUGUGUGGAGCGUGUGAAUGGACUGGCGCGCAAAGAGAGCAGCAGCUUUUUGUCAAUUAGGCAGAGCGAUGCUGGGAGGUCAAGUGAGGAGCAGCAGGGCGUCUUGGUGAUCUGGAAAUACGGAGACGCGUGAGGCGCAUCGAGCAGCUGAAGGAAAGCAGGCACAGGGAGGAGAAUGGUUCAUCACAGGGAGGAAGACUUGAUCGGGAUCCCGUUCCCGAAUCACAGCAGUGACGUCCUCUGCAGCCUCAACGAGCAGCGGCGUGACGGGCUCCUCUGUGAUGUCAUCCUCAUCGUGCGUGACCAGGAGUACCGCACACACCGCUCUGUUCUCGCCGCCUGCAGCCAGUACUUCAAGAAGCUCUUCACGGUGGCCACCGCCGACGGUGGGGACGCUCACCACGCCGCCGCCGUGUACGAGAUAGACUUUGUGGCUCCGGAGUCCCUCACCGCCAUCCUGGAGUUUGCAUACACGUCCACCCUGACGGUGACGGCGUCCAACGUCAAGGAGAUCCUGAACGCAGCUCAGAUGCUGGAGAUCCCCUGCAUCAUCAACGUUUGCCUGGAGAUCAUGGACACCGGGGAUGGAGGCGGCGGUGGGGGGGGUAGAGAGGAGGAAGAGGAGGAGGAGGAGGAGGAAGAGGAGGAGGAAGAAGAGGAGGAGGAGGAUGAGGAGGAGGACGUCGGGUCAAGGAAGGAUGAGCAGGAGGAGGAGGAAGAUAACGUCAGCGAGAGGUCGCUGCAGUCGCUGGAGAGCAAAGGUGAGCAGAUGCAUCUGGGGGGAGAAGAUUCGCCGCCCCCCAGCACCUCCACGCUCCACCAGCACCGAGAGCCGAGCCAGGUCCGAUCUCCAGAGGGAAUGAGAGGCAAACAGGAAAGUAUGGAGAGUCGAGCUCUGAAGGACUUCUCCAUCGACUCGCUUCUCCAAGAAGGGCUGUAUCCCCGAAUGUCCACGGUGGACAGGAAGCCCACCUUCUCUCCCCUCAUCCCAGGCUUCUAUCCCUCUCUGUGGGCGGAGUUUCCAGCUUUCCCCCAGCAGCUCCUCAACCCCACGCAUCCCCACGCCGGAGUUUCCCCACAAGCCAGGCUGCCUCCGCCCUUUCCCCCCUCAGCACCACUCGAGCCUUCGAGGCCGCUCGAUCUGGCAGUCAAGAGAGAAAUCAUCAAGGAGGAGAUGAAGGAGGAAGUCCCGCCCGCUCUGCUGCACAGCGACUUCCUGAAAGAGUUCGUCAGCUCAGGCUUGGGGAGCACCAUGAGUCCUGGGGCGGCGCCGUCAGAGGGUCACCCGCUGGGUCCGAUUAAGAGUGAGGCGGACUUCCGGUCCUACUUGAGCCUCCUGAACUCUGCGUCGCACCUGGGGGCUCUGUUCCCUCCUUGGCAGCUGGAGGAGGAGAGGAAGAUGAAGCCCAAAGCGUCGCAACAGUGUCCCAUCUGCAACAAAGUCAUCCAAGGAGCCGGGAAGCUGCCGCGGCACAUGAGAACCCACACGGGAGAGAAACCUUACAUGUGCACCAUCUGUGAAGUGCGAUUUACCAGACAAGACAAACUCAAGAUCCACAUGCGGAAGCACACGGGCGAGCGCCCGUACAUCUGCCUCCACUGCAACUCAAAGUUCGUCCACAACUACGACCUGAAGAACCACCUGCGCAUCCACACGGGCGUCCGGCCUUACCAGUGCGAGCACUGCUACAAAAGCUUCACGCGCUCCGACCACCUACACCGACACAUCAAGAGGCAGAGCUGCCGCAUCUCCCGCCCCCGGCGAGGACGCAAGCCGGCGGCGUGGAGGUCGGCGCCCGCCGGAAACUUCCUCUGCCCUCCCGCCGUCGCCACCAACCCACUGGGGGAGAACGGCUUUGGAUCCCCCUAUCAGGGGGUCAAGGGUCAUGGACUUGAGGAGUUGCUGGGUUUGGGGUUCAAAACUGUGGACGCUUCAGGCAGGGAGGAGCGGCAGAAGGAGAGGAAAGACAUCCGGGAGGAGGAGAGGGCUGGAGCGCGGCGGCAGAGGGGGGUGUUUGCGUUCACGCUGGCCGGAGAAGACAUGCUCACCCACUCCCCGUUUUAUGCUGCACCCUCUGACCCUUGGACCAUGAGACUGGAGCGCGCUCCUCCCAUCCCAGAGCCAGCCAAAUGAGCUCCACCCUGGAGAAGGCGAAAGAAAAGUGAGGACCGGAAAAUCCCCCGAGCGAGCGCCGGUGUCUGCUCCGCCCCAGAAGCUAAAGCACCUUUUAGAAGAUGAACUUUGUGAAGCCUGCUGAGGAUGCAGAGGUUAAGCAGUCCAAGUCAGCACAGAAACGUCAAAUCAUCCGACUAAACGAGGACAGCUUGCUGCAAAACAGUCUUAAAUCAUUUGCAUUAUUUUCAAUCUACAGUCAAAAACCCCCAUAACUUCAGUGCAACCCUUCUAAAGUCUCAAGCUUGUUAUGCAAGAAAAAGCACAUCUAUGCUGAACAGGAAGUGUUUUUCUUUUACAAAAGACUUGCACACAUCAACAGAAACUUUAGAAAAAUAAAAGUUUCCUUUUUUAUCGGCUGUUUAAAGCUGAAAAACUACAACUUGUAGAUUGUUUUGAAAUCUUUUUAGAACAAAGCACUUGAAGUUAAACCAACAUGAUUCCUCUGCAUUUAAGCUCCUUGUCUGCACUAUUGUACAUAGCUAACGUUAAUUACAGUUGAUGUAAAAUUGAAAGAAAAAAAAAGGAUUCACUCGAUUAUAUAUAUUGUUCUCUCAGAAAUCCACCCAAAGAGGAGUACUUUGACAUUUUAAGACUUGAAUGCGAUUUUGUUUUAUUGAUUAUGUGUCUUUAGAGGAUGUACAAGUUUGACUAAUCAGCUGCCGCUUCAGUUAAACAUGUAUGCUUGUGUCUUUUUUUCCCCCGAUGUGACAAAUUAAAAAGGGUUUGAACUCCAUUUCUCCCACACAAUAUUCAUCUGUGUAGAAAAAGCUUACAUUUUGUUUGAAUUGAAACAGCAAAGUAUUUUCUUGCUAUUUAUGCGUAUUUAAGAUGAAUGAGCUCUGGAUAUAUUUUGCAAAUCUGUUUUAUAAAGACACUAAAUGUUGAACUUUUGUUUUUGGGUGUAUGGUUUUUGCAAAAAGUAUGUUCAAAACUCAGCAGUGUCCUUUCUUUAUGAAGUGUGCAUGUUAUUUGGUCCCUUUGUAAACCAGCUUCAUUCAAAAAAGCAUAAAAACGACAGUUUUAUAGCUUCAGAUUUUAAACCUGGCAGUAGUUCUUAUUUUACAUACAUAAAUUAUACAUUUUUUGCCCUAUAGGUACAGUGUUUUGAGUCCCAGCCCGUGUUGCUCUCAUUCACUCCCACAUAAAUAACCAAACUCUCUGAACGAAGGCUCACAGAUAAUACUCUCACUCGUCUUCCAGCUAGUAUACAUAGAUUUUUAAGUGGAAUUAGUUAAAUUCAAAACAAAGACAAAAAUAUGACAUACUACCUUGCUUCUCACGCAUGUACACUAUGAAGCAAGAGGGCAAACCACUGACAUUUAUGGUAAAUAGUUGUUCCAUACCUUCAGUGAAAUGAGUGUCACAAGUGGGCCGAAACCACGAUAAAUUGACUGAAAUAUAAAUACUGAAUCCUUAAAGAUAAGCCAAAAAUGGAUUGUAAAGAUUUACACCUAAAUCUGUCUUAGAAAAGGUCGAAAAGUUUACUCCUUCAGCUUAAUCAUUUUGUGUAUUUUUGAGCUCUCGCCUCCUUCUUUGCACUGCCCUCUAGUGGCAAACUAGCUCCACUGCAUCUCAUUUUUGUUGCAGUUAUUUUUUCGUCCACUAGAGGGCAGUAAAGAUCCGAAUCUGGUUACAGGGCUGUACACAGUAAGGACACAUGAAUACAAUCUUGAUUCUAUUUAUAACAAAAAACACUUUUGUUGUAAGAUUGUCAAAACUAAUAUUAUCAGGAAAUGUAGCUGUUAGUUUCCCCUUUUGGCAAUGAAUAACUAUUACAGGUAAAUAAAAAAUUCUUUAGGAAAGAGUCUGCAUCGACGCCUCCUGAUGGCUAGACCGAUUUAUUUAUUUGGUUUAUUCAUGUAAGAUGGGGUUGUGCAACCUGCAGCUUCAGAGGCACACAUCUUUUACUCCCCUAGUUUGGUUUUUAGCUUCUAAAAGUAAUAAAGUAAAAAAUCAAUUAAAAAAAACGUAUUCAAACUUUAUUUAACCCAUUUACAAACAGUUAAGGGACAGUACAUAUCAUAAGUCAAACUAAAAUAUUUUAACAUAUUUUUGAGGACUAGCAGAAUUAAGGCACCUGGAAUUAUUUGAUUCUCUAUAUCUGAACAAAUUCAAGGAUUUUAAGAGCAGCUCAUGUUUAAAAAAAAACAUGGUAAUGGUCACUUAAUUAGCUCCGAUUUAUUUUUUUAUUUUUUAUUUUUUUAUUUUUGCUUACCAAUGUCUGGUAAACGGCAAUAUACACUUGGCAUUGAGAUGAUCUUGUGACAGAGGGUGUCUUUUAUUUUGAAAGGAAUUCAUACCAACCUCUAUCAAAAGUAAUGAACCAUUUCAUAUUUUAAGAACAAAAGGUUUGUUUUUUAAUGGUAAAAAACAAUAUGUAUAUCUUAAAAGUAACAUUAAGAUAAAUGCAAAGCGUAUUUUUUUUCUUAAAGGGUAAAGUUAGAUUUUGUCGCUCCUAUUGGGUUGUAGUAAGAAAUCAACACGAAUGGCUCUUGAAAGUGUUGAAGGUUGCAGACCCUGAGGUUAUGACUAUAGUCACCAUAGUGACCACACUCUAGCAAAAAA
Molecule: messenger RNA, 5822 nt
Organism: Oryzias melastigma (Indian medaka)
Lineage: Eukaryota; Metazoa; Chordata; Actinopteri; Beloniformes; Adrianichthyidae
Product: zinc finger and BTB domain-containing protein 7C
Exons: 4
Coding region: 1257-3215 (652 amino acids)
Biological process (GO): regulation of transcription by RNA polymerase II
Molecular function (GO): protein binding; DNA-binding transcription factor activity, RNA polymerase II-specific; RNA polymerase II cis-regulatory region sequence-specific DNA binding
Source: RefSeq, a predicted model, not a curated record